Messenger RNA from Saccostrea cuccullata (small rock oyster), 1659 nucleotides. RefSeq lists its product as uncharacterized. NCBI's taxonomy places the organism in Eukaryota, Metazoa, Mollusca, Bivalvia, Ostreida, Ostreidae. Bases 100 to 1659 code for a protein of 519 amino acids. Gene Ontology annotation, molecular function: zinc ion binding. The transcript is spliced from 7 exons. The record is from RefSeq and is a predicted model, not a curated record.
CUUUCAUUCACGUCAUUAAACGUUAGGCGGCGCUGCUGUUUUAUAAGUGGUACGCGGGACGCUUGAAUCCCGAAAGCGCUUGUAACUAAUAAAAACAACAUGGAUUCCGACGCUGUGGAUCUGGUAGAUUGGCCGGUAUCGCGCUUAAAAAAGGAGUUGGUCGAUCGCGGAGCUCGGACAACUGGGCGAAAGACUCAGCUUAUUGACAGAUUAAGAGCCUACAUCAGAAAUGACAACUUCACGCCAGCGUCCAUCAAACUACCUGAGCCUUCUGUGGUGGACUGGCCCACAUCAGGAUUUAAGCAGCUUCAAAAGGACCACCAUCUUAUCCUUCCUAAAAUAUCCAAGGAGCAGAUAGAGGCCUACUUCAUUUACAGAAUGGCUGAUGACAGACAAGCACGGAAUGAUUUAAAGUCUAUAACAAAAGGACAACUGAUGUAUGAAAGUGACAGAGUACUGGCAUGCUCCAUACUUAUUCAUGAUAACAUAUACCUAAGUGGCAUUGUAGGAGCAGCAAUGAAGAAAAAGGUAUCCUACAUAUACAAGAUAAAACUAGACAAAAAGUCUGGAGAUCCUGUAAACACACACUGUGAGUGUCCAGCAGGGAAGGGGCCUCAUGGAAGCUGCAAACACAUUGCUGCAGUCCUCCUGAUGAUGAAAGAGUUUACAGAAUCAAGAGAACUCAGACUAGGGAAGUCGUGCACUGAUACUUUAAUGAUGUUUACAAAACCAAAAUCCUCCUAUGAUGGAUCUCCAGUCAAAGCUGAAAACCUUCCAACAAAGAGAAAGUUAGCUGCAGACUUCCUCAGUGACCCAAGGCCAGAGAAAAGAAGAAACUGUCCGGGAUACAACGACUAUGUACAAUCUAUAGUUACCAAUUACUGCAGCCAGUCCUCCAAUGAUAUCUCAUUCCGAUACAUGUAUGGGAAGGCAAAUAUUCAGGCUGCUGUCAAAGAUCACGACUAUUGCCAAUUGCCCUUUACUGAGCACUGGGUUGAUGAUUCCAUUAAGGUUACAGAAUCUGAUGUAGUCAGGAUUGAAGAGUCCACAAGACAACAGAGUGCAAGCCAGAUUUGGUUCAUCGAGAGGAAGUGGCGCCUUACGGCAUCAAAGUUUGGGGAAAUUUGCAAGGCCACUUCUCGUCGAAAUACCAAGAAGCUGUGUGCUGCAUUAUUGUCUGAUGUACAAAUCAACAGUGAAGCUUUGCGGCAUGGAAAAAAUUAUGAGGCAAAAGCUUUGAAAGUAUUCAACAGCAAAUUUAAUGUAAAUGCUAAGAAAUGUGGGUUUUUUGUUUGUUUAGACAAGCCUUUUUUAGGUGCUUCUCCUGAUGCUGUUGUUGAUGGAAGUAGUAUUGUUGAAAUUAAAUGUCCAUUUAAUGGCAGAAAUGAUGUUGUGAAACCAGGGAAAAAUUUCAAAUUUUUGAAAUAUGAUGAUGAGGGUAAAAUUGUUUUGAAGACUUCAAGCAAAUAUUAUGACCAGAUACAAGGCCAGCUUUAUGUUACUAAAAGGUCUCUGUGCUACUUUGUUGUAUAUACCUUAAGCGAUUUGUUUGUACAGAAAAUCUUGUUUGACGAUGAAUACUGUAACAAUUGUCUCCUUCCUAAGCUAGAAACUUUUUACAAAACGUUUUUCAGAAGCUAUGUUGCAUCACUGUUUUAA